GGACCAGCAACCACCGAGACGCACGGACCUCCGAGAGCCCUAGAGAGGAAGCGGAAGGGGCUCUUUCCUCACGCACCUGUCUGACAGCGUCCGCGGCCCACAUCCGGUCUCUGAGGGCUCGGGUCGGGUCGUCGUGGCUGAGGGGCUGAGGACCCUCAGUCUUCUGGGAGGAGUGUGAAGAUGCUAAAGGAGCGUCCAGGGAUGGCAGAAGACCCCCAGCAACAGAUGGGUGUUCCUGUGGUAAAGCUGGAGAAAGAGUUGCCAUGGGCCAGGGGAAGGGAGGACCCUAGUCCUGAGACUUUUCGUCUGAGGUUUCGGCAGUUCCGCUACCAGGAGGCAGCUGGUCCUCAGGAAGCCCUCAGGGAACUCCAGGAACUCUGUCGCCAGUGGCUGAGGCCUGAGCUGCAUACCAAGGAGCAGAUCAUGGAGCUGCUGGUGCUGGAGCAGUUCCUGACCAUCCUGCCACGGGAGUUCUAUGCCUGGAUUCGGGAGCAUGGCUUGGAGAGUGGCAAGGCUCUUGUGGCCAUGGUGGAGGACUUCACAGAGAGAACGUUGGAGGCCAAGGCGGUUCCAUGCCUCGUGCAGGGAGAACGGGAGGAGACAGCACUUUGCAGAGGCCCUUGGGAACCAGGUGUUCACCUGGGACCAGUGGAGGUCAAGCCUGAGUGGGGGAUGCCCCAUGGGGAAGGAGUUCAAGGCUUAGACCAAGGCACUGAGGAGCAACUCAGUCAAGACCCUGGAGCUGGGACACAAGCCUUCCAGGAGCAGGCUCUGCCAGUUCUUCAGGCUGGUUCUGGCCUCCCUCCAGUGAACACCAGAGACCAAGAGAUGGCAGCUGGGUUCCUUUCAGCUGGACCCCAGGGGUUGGGGCCAUUUAAAGAUAUGACUCUGGCCUUCCCUGAGGAGGAAUGGAGACAUGUGACCCCAGCCCAGAUAGACUGUUUUGGGGAAUAUGUGGAACCCCAGGACUGUGGGGUCUCACCUCCAGGCAUUGGGAGCAAGGAAAAGGAGUCUAAAACCCAGCAGGCAGACCUCAAGGGGGCGCUUGCUCGGGUGACGGCAGAGAGGUUUGGGGAAGCCACACUCCAGAGCCCUGAGCUUGGAAGAACCUGUGAGCAGGAGCCCAGUAGCUCUGUGGGAAACAUGCCAGGGCCGCCUCCUCCUCAGCAUGGUGUCAUAUCCCUGCCCGAUGACCUCAAGACCCACAGCUCCUUUUGGAAGCCUUUUCAGUGCCCCGAGUGUGGAAAAGGCUUUAGUCGGAGCUCAAAUCUUGUCAGACACCAGCGAACCCAUGAAGAAGAGAAAUCCUAUGGGUGUGUCGAGUGUGGGAAGGGGUUCACCUUGAGAGAGUACCUCAUGAAGCACCAGAGAACCCACCUGGGAAAGAGACCCUAUGUGUGCAGUGAGUGCUGGAAAACGUUCAGUCAGAGGCACCACCUCGAGGUCCACCAGAGGAGUCACACAGGGGAGAAGCCUUACAAGUGUGGUGACUGCUGGAAAAGCUUUAGCCGGAGGCAGCAUCUGCAGGUGCAUCGGAGAACUCACACAGGGGAGAAGCCCUACACUUGUGAGUGCGGCAAGAGCUUCAGCAGGAACGCAAACCUGGCUGUGCACCGGCGAGCCCACACCGGGGAGAAGCCAUAUGGGUGCCAGGUGUGUGGGAAGCGGUUCAGUAAAGGGGAGCGAUUGGUCAGACACCAGAGGAUCCACACUGGGGAGAAGCCCUACCACUGUCCAGCCUGCGGGAGGAGCUUCAACCAGAGGUCCAUCCUCAAUCGGCAUCAGAAAACUCAGCAUCGCCAGGAGACCCUGGCACAGUAAGGAUGCACCUUUUUUACGAAAGGAAGGUGCUGGAAGGUGUAGGACCUUUCAGGCUCGCCAAGUGGAGGGAGAUCCCAUUGGAGGAUGCAUUCGUCUUUCCUCACUGAAGGGCUUUGAGGAGGGAGUGGUAGAGUGAUAGGGCGCAGAAAGGCACUUUGACCCAUUUUCUUUCCAUUUGUUGUCAAACAGAAGCAAGGCAAUGCCUGAUUUGUUUUGAGUUUCCAGAGAGCACAGCUCCUCACGUCUCUUAUCCAAGUGGUGCAAACUGUUUUUUACUGUCUUUUGGGAAAUUAUAUCCUGAACUUCAGUUCAGGUUGAAGUUUUUUUCCUUCAUUGGGAUGUCAUGUACGCCUCUCGAGCAAGUCUGACAAAGUUUUGUCCCAUGUUGGCAAGUUACACCUCAUUGUGAUGAGGGCUGUAUCGACCUGCAAAAUCAUUAGUUCAGACUCUGCCUCUCUUCUUUUCCAUUUAACAAGUAUUUAUUGAACAGCUACUGUGUCUGGUGCUGGGAGCACAGUGGUGAAUGAGGCACAUGAGCUGUGAGCCUCCCGGAACUGGUGAUUUAGCAGUGGGAACACACACAGAACCAUUAAUAGCUCCAGACAUUCUAAGUUAUGUUUGUGGUACGUGCUGUUUGAGAGGGUCGUCUUCUGGUGCUCACUCGUUCUGCCCUGCCACUCAGGUGCUGGAUCUUCCCCUCCCUAGUUAGGAUCUCUCAGGCAGCCUUGUUUAUUUUACUUUAUUUUUACCCCCUUUGUCUCUGUAACAGCAUACCCUCAUUUGUAUAGUUUCCCCAUUAUUCCUUGUACUGUAACAACUAUCCACCCAUCCAAUAGGAAAUUAAUAUUUUGCUAUUGAUUACCGAAUAAACAUGAAAGUAUUUUAAAAAGUGUUCAGUUCUAUAUAAAGAUCUAAUUAAAUAAAUCUGAAAGAUGAACUAUUA
Molecule: messenger RNA, 2764 nt
Organism: Acinonyx jubatus (cheetah)
Lineage: Eukaryota; Metazoa; Chordata; Mammalia; Carnivora; Felidae
Gene: ZSCAN25
Product: zinc finger and SCAN domain containing 25
Exons: 6
Coding region: 181-1821 (546 amino acids)
Biological process (GO): regulation of transcription by RNA polymerase II
Molecular function (GO): RNA polymerase II cis-regulatory region sequence-specific DNA binding; DNA-binding transcription factor activity, RNA polymerase II-specific
Source: RefSeq, a predicted model, not a curated record